Paraglomus occultum is the source of this 642-nucleotide messenger RNA. The record is from the annotation of a GenBank genome assembly. NCBI's taxonomy places the organism in Eukaryota, Fungi, Glomeromycota, Glomeromycetes, Paraglomerales, Paraglomeraceae.
AUGGAACAGCUCGAGCAAAUUAAAGAGGAAUCCAAAUAUUUACCAUUGACUAAUCCACUUGUUACGCUGGCCGCCUACUGGGCCGAGCAAGGGAAUAUCGUAGAAACAGAGAAGCUCGUAAGUGAGUGGUUACCAUUAGUCAAUCAAAUGCGAGAUAGCAAGGAAUCAGAUGCACCUCUUCGAACGAAACUUGUCUUCUCGCUGAUGCUGAUGAAAGCACAUCUCGGUGCGCUCAAGGCCGAAGUUGAGAGUAUCGAAGGCGUUAAUGAAAGGCUAGGUGUGCCGUCUCACAGGUCACAAACCUCAGACAUGAGCGCUUUUUUUGAAUCAUGGACCCGACUAGUGGAAAGCUUUUCCGUAAAUAACUUACAAUUACCAUGUGCGAGUAGACAAUAUUAUAAUGCGAUAGUUCAGUUCCAAAUAUUUGCUAAUAGAUUAUCAGAAGAAGAAUUUCCCUUGUCAAAAGCGUACGAAAAAAAUAUUGAACAUGAGUACGGAUACAAUACUGAUAAAUCGAAAGCAUUCAAAUCAAUGUUAGAAGCAUCCUUUCCUUCGUCUGAACAUCAAUCCAAGGCGUCCGAGGAUCGCUCGAAAAUACUACAUAGCAUAUUCGAUGUUGAACGGAUGAUGGGUUUAAAUGAU